Lemur catta (Ring-tailed lemur) is the source of this 2763-nucleotide messenger RNA. RefSeq names its product GC-rich sequence DNA-binding factor 2 (gene GCFC2). Lineage: Eukaryota; Metazoa; Chordata; Mammalia; Primates; Lemuridae. Gene Ontology annotation, molecular function: DNA binding. The transcript is spliced from 17 exons. The record is from RefSeq and is a predicted model, not a curated record. Gene Ontology annotation, biological process: mRNA splicing, via spliceosome. Gene Ontology annotation, cellular component: nucleus. Bases 66 to 2393 code for a protein of 775 amino acids.
GUCACUAAAGACCCGGGGUGGUGUGCGCGGGAGUUGAGGGUUCACGCGGCGCUCGGGCCUCGGCUAUGGCUCACAGGCCGAAAAGGACUUUUCGGCAGCGCCCAGCCGAGUCCAGCGACAGCGACGGCGCCGACGAGCUGUCUGCUGAGCCCGGAACACGGAAGGAGCAGGAGACCUCCGGCCCUGCGGAGGAAGGGCCGCCCUCUGGAGGAGGCCGCGCGCAGGUGGCGGAACGGCCCCGCCGGGUCCGGGGCGCUCGGGGCCGGGGCCGGGGCCGGGUGUGGGCGACUUCCCGGCGCGCCCCGGGAGCGGCUCCCCGCGCAGAAGCCGGGGGCGUCCAAGAAUCCAGAACAGUUGAUCUUUCAACAGAUGAAGAGGAUGGAACACAUCACUCCUCAGAAAGUAAGGAUGAUCAGAGUUCAUCUUCUGACAGCUCUGGCUCUCUAGAAGAAAAAGAAUUUUCAUCAACAGUUAAGAUCCCUGAUGCAGCUUUUAUUCAGGCAGCCCGCAGAAAACGUGAAUUGGCCAGGGCCCAAGGUGAUUAUAUUUCUUUGGAUGUAAAACAUCCCAUCACCAUCUCUGGUACGAAGAGAAACAGUGAUGACGAUCCUGAGAGUGAGCCUGAUGACCAUGAAAAGAGGAUACCAUUUGCCCCAAAGCCUCAAACACUUAGGCAAAGAAUGGCUGAAGAGACAACAAGCAGAAAUGAAACAAGUGAAGAAAGUCAGGAAGAUGAAAGUCAAGAUAUUUGGGAACAUCAACAAAUGAAGAAAGCAGUUAAAGUCAUAGAGGAAAGAGACAUAGGUAUUUCCUGCAGCAGUCGAUCUCAAACAGUGAGGAAGUUUGAUACUUCCGUUUCAUUCUCUCCAGUCAAUUUAGAAAUUAUUAAGAAGCAAUUAAAUACUAGAUUAACAUUACUACAGGACACACACCGCUCACAUCUGAGGGAAUAUGAAAAAUGCAUGCAAGAUGUCAAGAGCUCGCAGAGUACAAUCCAGCACCUAGAGAGUUCAUCAAAUCACGCUCUAAAUUAUAAAUUCUAUAAAAGCAUGAAAAUUUAUGUGGAAAAUGUAAUUGACUGCCUUAAUGAAAAGAUUAUCAGCAUCCAAGAAAUAGAAUCAUCCAUGCAUGCACUCCUUUUAAAACAAGCUAUGACCUUUAUGAAACGCAGGCAAGAUGAACUAAAACACGAAUCAACGUAUUUACAACAGUUAUCAUGCAAAGAGGAGACAUCAACAAAUGGAAGCUUGGCUGUAGAUGAAAAAACUCAAUGGAUUUUAGAAGAGAUUGAAUCUCGAAGAACACAAAGAAGACAAGCGAGGGUGCUUUCUGGGAAUUGCAGCCAUCAGGAGGGGACAUCUAGUGAUGAUGAAUUAUCUUCAGCAGAGAUGACUGACUUCCAAAAAAGCCAUGAUGCCAUUUUACAGAAUCAGAAGAAAGUUUUUGAAGAUGUGCAUCAUGAUUUUUGUAACAUCCAGAAUAUUUUGUUGAAAUUUCAGCAAUGGCGAGAAAAGUUUCCUGAUUCCUAUUAUGAAGCUUUCAUUAGUUUAUGCAUACCAAAGCUUUUAAAUCCCCUAAUACGAGUUCAGUUGAUUCAUUGGAAUCCUCUUAAGUUGGAUUCCAUAGAUUUAAAACAGAUGCCAUGGUUCACAUCUGUAGAAGAAUUUAUGGAAGAUUCAAAGAAGGAAGAUAGUUCAGAUAAAAAAAUCUUGUCUGCUGUCAUCAACAAAACAGUUAUUCCCCGACUUACAGACUUCAUAGAAUUCAUUUGGGAUCCCUUGUCAACCUCACAGACAACAAGUUUAAUAAUGCACUGCAGAGUGAUUCUUGAAGAACAUUCCACUUAUGAAAAUGAAGUUAGUAAAAGCAAACAGGAUUUAUUUAAAUCGAUUGUUUCAAGAAUGAAGAAGGCAAUAGAAGAUGACAUUUUUAUUCCUCUUUAUCCAAAGAGUGCUAUAGAAAACAAAACAUCACCACAUGCAAAGUUUCAAGAAAGACAGUUCUGGUCAGGUCUAAAGCUUUUCAGCAACAUUCUUCUUUGGAACGGACUCCUCCCAGAUGACACCUUGCGAGAGUUAGGACUAGGGAAGCUGCUAAAUCGUUACCUUAUCACAGCUCUUCAAAAUGCCAUACCUGGGCCAGAUGCUGUUAAAAAGUGUAAACAGAUAGCAGCAUGUCUACCAGAAAAAUGGUUCCAAGAUUCUGCCAUGAGGACAUCUAUUCCCCAGCUAGAAAACUUCAUUCAGUUUUUAUUGCAGUCUGCGCAUAAAUUAUCUAGAAGUGAAUUCAGGGAUGAAGUUAAAGAAAUAAUUCUUAUUCUGGUGAAAAUAAAAGCGUUGAAUCAAGCAGAAUCUUUCAUAGAAGAAUAUCACCUAGACCAUCUUAAAUUAUAAUUACACUCAGUUCCUUUGCUUGAACAAAAACCUGUUGCCUCUUCUUUAUUCCCGUAAUGGGAAAAAUGCAGGACUCCACCCCUCCAUUCCCUCCAUGCUUUCCCUUCUGGUCUCGUGAAAGGCUGCCCGAUUCUGUGAUGUUUGCAGAAAUUAAAUGCAUAGGAACAACAGUAAGAGUUCAAUGUGUUUCCCUUUGAUUCUUUUGACUUCUUUACCAAUUUAAGAGGGGAGCUGGAGAAACCUUGCUUAUAGCUGUUUUGGCUUAGCAGAGCGUGCUACUUACUAAGUCUUCUGUGCUGAACUGUGAAAACGUCUUUUGGUUCUGUUUAUUUUAACUACCUCUAUUUAAAAAUAAAUGUGGAAAUCUUAA